UAAAGAAGAAAAGUGCACAUCAUUGCAGAACUGCACUAUGAGUUGUUUUUGUGGACAGAUGCGAGAGUACCGCAAUUUGUCAAUUGACAGAUUUGAUGGGAGAAACUUAAAAUCAAAAUGUUUUUUCCUCUCACAUAUUCACGAGGAUCAUACUGUAGGACUAGAUAGACCAACUUUUCUUGAAAUGUUACAGUCCAGUUCUGAUGUAUAUCUGUAUUGUUCAGAAGUAACAAAACUACUCUUACUAGAAAAAGCAAAGUACAGUAAUUUGGAACAUCAUGUGAGAGUAUUACAUAUUGAUGUGCCAACUAACGUGUCAAUUCCACAGCAAGGGUCUUGUAAGAUUGAUACCGUUCAAGUCACCCUGCUGCAUGCAUCUCAUUGUCCUGGAUCUGUUAUGUUUUUGUUUGAAGGAUCAGAAGGUACAUGUUUAUACACUGGAGAUUUUAGAUGGGACAGUCAACAAAUUUCCAAUAUGUCAGCACUCCAUGACAAAAACGGGAGUGUCAAACUUAUCAACAGCUUAUACAUAGAUACAACAUUCUGCCAUGAGAGCUCUGUUUAUAUCCCUAGUCGUCAGGACAGUGCUAAUGCUGUGUAUAAUCUUGUCAAGGAAUGGAUAGGAAAAGGACCAAAUUAUGUUGUACAUUUUACAGCACGAACUCAGUAUGGACAUGAACAUUUGAUGAAGGAUGUCAGUAUAAAAACAGGGUAUAAGGUAUAUGUGUCAAAAGAGAAAUGUGAAAUAUAUAAGAAAAUUCCAGGUCUUGAAGAUAUUUUUACGAGUGAUCCUUCAGAAACACCGGUACAUGCCUGCAAGGGGAAAUGGCCAUCAGAUAGUGCACCAUGGGGUAAGCCAUCUGCAGAUUUGAAAGUUAUGGUGAUACUUCCAUCCACAAUGUACUUUACUAUGUUGCGGAACUUUGAUCUCAGCCAUAUUGUAAUAAAGAAAGGAUUUUUAAACAGAGUAUGCUAUUCAUUUCAUUCAUCAUACACAGAAGUCAAAGAUUUAGUGACAUAUCUUCAGCCAAACUUUGUUAGACCUAAUGUGAAGCCAUUACAGGAUGAUACUAUAAUGAAGGUCCAAGGACGUUUGAAUGAAUUUUUGAAAUUAAAGAACAGUAAGAAUAUAUGUGAUUCUCAGAAACCAAGACUACUUGGGAAACUCAGAAGGUCAAAAUUCACAAAGAAGAGGACAAUUUCAGAAAAUUCAAGUGAUUCUAUUGACCUGAAUUUUGGCACCCCAGAAAAAGUUUACCCACCUGCUAAGAAGUCCAGAAUAAUGAGUGAAGCAGAGACAGACGAGGAUGAACACAGUUCUUAUGCUGGUAGUAACAGAAGUGACAGUGAAAUGAGUGAUAUCUGUGAAUCUGACAAACACAGCAGACCCCAGUCCUUGUCCCUACCAGGACAAAGUUUAUUAGAUGCAUUAGAUGACCAUGAAUUCCAGGCGUCUCAAGGCAGCCAAUCAGAAGCUCUAGAGUGUAGAGUAUGUUUACCAGAUGAUGAUGAGCAGACGACAGCUGUAGUUGUCCCAACAAAAUCACUGGAAGCUGGUGAAUAUAAGAUUGAAGAAGAAACUAGUGAUGACAGUGAGGGUGACACUGCUGGAGCAAACAGAGAUGAUGUGGUAGACAGUAUAGGAUUUGAUCAUAAUACCACAGAUGAUGUACAGCAACCAUCCUCAAUUUCCAGAUGUGAAACUCUAUCUACCCCAGGACAGAGUCUACUAGCUGCAGUUGAUGAAAUGGAAGCUGAGGUCGUGGAGAGUCAGGACAGCAUUAUCAAUUCUAAAAGGCAAGAUAGAACAAAUUCUUAUGGAGAUGACAGGCCUAAAACUUUACAUAAAAAAAAUAAGUUAGAUUUUAGUCAAGAUGAAGAAGAUGACAGAAUUAAAACUGCUAUGAAACAAGAUAGGUUAUAUUCUCAUGAAAAUGAUGGAUUGAACAUGGAGAAGAAAGAAAAUAAAUCAAAUAUUGUUGAAAUUGAAAGAGUACCGGUAGACACUAAAAAGAUACAAAAUGGGUCUGGUUCUUAUGAAGACAACUUUAUCAACUUUUUAAAAAAUGGUAAUAAAAAUUUCAAUCAAAAUAGUAUAUCCAAAUUAGAUUCUAUUGCAGAGAAAGAUAUUGAUAAAAUGAUAAGCAAUGGGAGGGAAAAAGAAUCAGAUGUUGGUAUUGAUCAGUCGAUAGAAAGUGACCUGAUAGGUGAAGAGGACAAUGUGGUCGUUAGCGAAAACAAUAACCAAUCAAAUCAAAGUUCUAACAGUAGACUGAAUACAAGAUACCAUAAGGUUGAUCAUACAGAAAAUAAAUCAAAUGAAGUAGUUACAAUCAUUGAUAGUAGUUGUAGUACAGUGUGCGAAAGUCUACCUCAUGAAGUUAUUGUAAGUCAAGAAUCAAACUCUAAAAGCAGCAGAAAUGGCAACAAAAAUCAAAAAGAGAUAAGUUCUAGUUAUGAUUUAUUUGGUUCAGACGAAGGCAGUGAUGAUGAUGGAAGUGAUAUGGACAGCAUGAUCACCAAUGUUUGUAAUGAUACAUUAAAUGGCAGGAACAAAUGUGAAAAGGAAGUAGAUAUCCUGGUCAGUGGCAUCAUUACAAAUACAUCAAAAAAUAAGGAGAAAGGUAGAAAAGAGGAAAUAUUGAGCCAUAGAUCGAACUUUGUGAGUAAUGGUGGAACAAUAAGUGGAUCAAAACCUAAAGUGAAUUCAGAAGGCCAUAACAAUGAUUGUGUUGUUUUGGAAUCAGAAGAUGAGGAAGAGAGAUCAUUAUUAUCGGGAAAAUUGUCCAGAAGCAAUUCUUUUCAAAGUAAAGGUUCUGUGAAUUGUCAAAUUAGCUCAUUAGAAAAAUGUGUGACCAAAGCUGUUAAUAAAUUGUUUAGUGGCCAAUGUCAAAACACAGCUAUUGACUGCGAUGAUUUAUCUGAUAGUGAAGAAACAAUACCUCCAAUAGACAGUCAGCAUUCUGAUGCAAGCAUUGAAACAUUAUCUCCCUUUGUAUCACCGGUCAAAUUUAAACCUGUUGUAGGUCAAAGGUCAUUAGGAGAUUCAAUGUUAUCUGGUUCCCCAUCUAAGAAGUCUCCAAUGAAGAACCAGAGUAUAAAACAAUACUUGUCACCAGUAAAGAAUCAGUCACCACAGAAAGUUGUAUGCCAGAUGGGUAAUAUGUAUGUUAUGAAUAAUGAGGGUGAUACAGGGGAGGAGUCAGCAGAGAACAGUAUGAUAGAUUUGACAGCAUCUGAUGAUAGUGAUGAUGAUGACAAGAAUGGAGCUGAUGAUUCAACUCAGGAUUAUUAUGUUAUUGAUUAGUUAAAGUAUAAUUGUUGUUGAUUUUUGUCUAUUCUGUGAUGAAUACAGGGAAGGGGAGAUAUAGUCAUUUUAUAAGAAUGGUUAGCAAUACUUUAUUAUAAAGCCUUAAAUGUUAAUGUACAAAACAUGUUUGUAGAAUUUGUAUGUGAAAGAUUGCUUUAAAUUUUAUUAUAGAGAGUUAAAAGUAUGCAUUUCAAAAUUAAUGUCUACUAUACUUCCUGUCCAAAACUAUGGAAAUUUAAAUUCCAUUAUUUUAUGUUGAUAAUAAAGAGGAAACUUUUUUUCAAGCAGAUUUUGGGUGCUUGCUCUUGAUACUCAAAAUAAACAAGAAAUUUGCAACAAUAUCUAGUUUUAUUAUCUCCCCUUGAAUCAGAUAUUUAUUUUUAGAUAAAAAAAAAUCUCACCUGCUCAAAUCAUAUACUCUUCAAUUCAUUCAUAACAUUUUUCAAAUUUGUGCUAUUGAUUUAUAUUUAAAACAGUCAUAUGAUAUGACUAAUGAUAAUGAACAUUAGACAGUUGGUGUUCCUGUUUGAAUGGUUUUACACUAGUCAUUUUUGGGGCCCUUUAUAGCUUUCUGUUUUGAGUGCCAAGGCUUGGUGUUUUAGGCCAUAUUUUGACCUAUAAUGGUUUACUUUUACAAAUUGUGACUUGGAUGGAGAGUUGUCUCAUUGGCACUCAUACCACAUCUUCUUAUAUCUAAUUACUAAGAUUAUUACUCCACAGAUUUUAAGUUUUAUAAUCAAUUUUCACAAAAUGACUUAAUGUCUCAAAAAUAAUGUCUAUUAUGUCAUCUUGUAUCUUUAUUUUGGUCUAUUAAUUGAUCCCUUUUCAUUUAAACAUCUUAUUAAACACUAAGUGCUAAACUUCCUAACUUGAAUAAUGCAUUGUUGAGGCCUUCAACCAGAAUGUCUCUGAGGGAGGUUAUUUGGGGUAAUGUAUUUUUGUAUAUUUAUGAUGUUCAUUUAUUCGAAUAUGUUGAGACCAGACAGAGGAUGCCAUAGGGCUUUAAUGUAUUGAACAGACCUGCUCUUGAAAGCAGAGUUUUAAAUUGAAAACAUGAAUAGUAAAAACAUUUCAUAUAAUUCAAUCCUCUAUGUGCAUACCAUGUGCAGAUGUGUCAGCAGGUUUUUGAUAAACCAAGGAUUUGUAUAGUAAACACAAAUAUACAAAUCCUUGGAUAAACUAUGGUGAUUUUGACUUUUUUGCUAAAAAAUUAAUGAAAGUAGUGGCCUCGAAAACUAGAUUUGCCUUUGAAUUGCAUAUAUUUUUGGCUAAAAAGAUUAGCCAUUUGAGAGAUGGAAUAUUAUCAAUACUUUCAAUACCUUAAAAGUCAAGAUUUUUGUGCAUAUAUGACUCCAUAAAAGGUUAUACUAAGUAAGUUAUUCUUUCUACAUAGAGAUAUUGCUUGGAUUUUUAUAUUUCUGUCUGUAAAAUCUUCUUUAUCAAUUAAGAUUUUCACAUUGUUCAUAUUUACUUAAUUUCAUAACUUUAUUUACUUCUAAUGAAAUAAAUGCAUAUAUAGAUUUCAAACUUUAAUUUGUCUAUGAGGUUAUUUUAACCAGAAUUGUAUAUAAAUUGAUUAUCACAUAUUGUUUAUGUAAGCAUUCUUUCAUUCCAUCAUGUGUUUAUUCCGGCCAACUAUUAUUUACUAGAGACUAUUGUAUGUAAAUAGUGUGAAAACCAUUGUUUAUUUUUAUGGUAGACACGUAUAUUGUUUACAUAAAUUAAUGGGUUAAAAUGAGAAUAAUUUUCAGGGAACCAGUUUAAUUCAUCUAUAUCAGUCCAGUGUUUUUGUUGGUGGAUUUAAAAGACUAGGAACUUUCAUCCUUCGGCUGUAUAGCCAGUCAAGGUCGUUAAAAACUUCCAUUUGCCUUCGGAUAACGUACACUUGCAGAAUCAAACAAUCCUUUGAUAAAAAAAACUUGUUUUUUGGGUCCAUUUUUUACAUAAAUCACCUAUGCAAGUUUUAGUUACUUCAAAUACCCCCAAAAAAUUCAAAGCCCCAUUUUUUAUAUAUUUCCACUUCAAGAAAAUCUUCUUCAGAAUCUUAAGGUAAGUGUUGGAUAUUUUACACUAGACCCUGAUUAAAAAACCUAGUGCAUUUUUGUUGGAUAUAAAACACUAGGAAUUUUCAUCCUUCAGAUAAAGUACACUAGCGGAAUCAAACCACUGUUACAUAUAUGGCAUAAGCCUGGAAAUAUUAAUUAUUAGAAAUGUGUCAAUGUCAGAUGUUUGUAAAUACUCUAUAUUUUUGUAACUUAUUAUUUUAACUAAUUCUUAUUAAAGCCAAACCAAAUAACUGUUUCAUCCUUGAAAACAAACUUGAUUAUAUGAGAACCAGAAAAUGACUUUUACUUGGCCUUAUUAUGAAAUUUACCGUCCUUAAUUGUCUUUAAUAAAUUAGACAUAAAUUUGCAUCAUGUUUAACAUAAAACUUGAUUGUGUUUGUAUAGAUAAUUCAAGAAGAAAUUAUUUUUAAUGCAGCGAAGCAAAAUAUUAUGAUACUUUCACUGGUUUCAAAAGGGGGGGAUAUUAAAAAGUAGCUCCCCUGUGACUUUUUUAAUCUCAAUGGUGAAUGAAAAACUCAUAGCCUUCCAAAAAAAUAUGCUAAAGAGGGUAGAAACGUGUUAAAUUCUUUAAAGGUCAUAUUAGGUAUUUAUGUGUGUUUGAAUGUAUUUUCUUUAUUUGUUUUAAUUUAAUGAAUAUAUAUUAUAAUGUUAAGACUCAAAAUUAUUUAUUUUAGAAAUCUAGGAAUUAUGGGGUAUAUAUGUAUGAUAUUUUAAAUUGAUGACACUGCAUGCCAACAUUUUAUGCAAUAAGACUUACAGGUAUAUUAUUUACAUAUGCAUGACAUAUUUUUACAUGAGUUUGACUGUGAUAAUGUAUAUGCAUUAUGCAUAUCAUGAUAUUAGUUAAAGUAUGUGUAGAAAAAAAUCAUUGUGUUGUUUAUAUUUUUGUAUCUUUUUUCCAAUGGUGAGUUUCACUCAAAUCAACAACUUUUAUUUGUAUAGUGUUUUAUGUACAAGUCUCACAAUGAUGGAGGAAGAGCAAUUUAGUAUUUGCCCUGUCAGUCAGUCUGUUUGUUUAUGCAUGUAGGUCUAUGAUUAACAAACCAUGUUUCUGUUUCACUGUACUUAGGCUUAAAUUACCCUUUCUGUACUAGAAAUUAAGAUUGUUAUUUAAAAAUAAAGGCACUGCAAAAAAAAAAAGCCUUUUCAAAUAAAACUUAGUCGAGAUUUCGAUAUUUUUUUAAUAUAUCUUAUUUGCUGUAUAUAUACUCAUUUUGACCAACUGCAGCUUACAUAAUUCAAUAUAAUUGUAUUCAUGAAAUAUAUUUUAACAAAGUAAGAUGUCAAAUGAUUGUUCUUUUUAUGCCUUCCAUUUGUUGUGCUUUCAUCAUUUCCAUCAUUUGUGGACAUUUGCCAUACAAAAAUUGUUUAAUAAAGUUAAUGCAUGAUUUUAAUUUUCAAAAGUGUGUUUCUUUUCAUUUACUUGUUUUAUUAAAAUGUUAUAUUAAUUGUUAGAAAAUAUUUUUGAUAAAAUUUGGGUGUUAGUUACUUGCUACUUCUUUUUAAAAUAAAAUUGUGUUAUGUAAUACAAUUUAAUCAAAUAAAAACCUUUUGAACUUUU
Molecule: messenger RNA, 6937 nt
Organism: Mytilus californianus (California mussel)
Lineage: Eukaryota; Metazoa; Mollusca; Bivalvia; Mytilida; Mytilidae
Product: protein artemis-like
Exons: 13
Coding region: 38-3307 (1089 amino acids)
Biological process (GO): protection from non-homologous end joining at telomere; double-strand break repair via nonhomologous end joining; interstrand cross-link repair
Molecular function (GO): damaged DNA binding; 5'-3' DNA exonuclease activity
Source: RefSeq, a predicted model, not a curated record